Molecule: messenger RNA, 2599 nt
Organism: Arvicanthis niloticus (Nile rat)
Lineage: Eukaryota; Metazoa; Chordata; Mammalia; Rodentia; Muridae
Source: RefSeq, a predicted model, not a curated record
GGGAGCACAGCGGUCCCGCAGCGGUUCCAGCUGAAGUGGCACCCGUCUUUCGCUACCCCUUGUUCCUGGGUAGCUAUCCUUGAAGAUCGUCCUCGACUUUUCUUUAUCCUUACCCAUUUAUCCUCCUACUCCAUCACAGCCCCCAGCACCUGAAUACCCACCACUCUGGGCGACCCCACGGGUUUUUUUUUCCCGCCGCAAAACCCGCGACCUCCAGCAGCCCGCCCCCGCGGGCCCGAUCCCGUUUGGUGGCUGUAGCUGCAGCCUCCUCAGCCUUCCCGCUCUCCCAGGGAUCGCACGACUGCCACCCCAGUGUCUGCCCUCGGACUUCCCCGCUCCCUCCUCCCGCUCCCUCGGAGCCCCCUCCCCCGCCCUGGCUAUUCGGCAUGCAGGUGUCUAUCGCGUGUACCGAGCAGAACCUUCGCAGCCGGAACAGUGAGGACCGUCUCUGUGGACCCCGACCGGGUCCUGGGGGCGGUAAUGGAGGGCCAGUGGGCGGAGGGCAUGGGAACCCUCCGGGGGGUGGAAGUUCGGGCUCCAAGUCACGAGCUGCAGUGAUCCCCCGACCCCCAGCACCUGCUGGGGCCCUUCGAGAGAGCACCGGCCGAAGCACUGGCAUGAAAUACAGGAACCUAGGAAAGUCUGGACUCCGGGUGUCCUGUCUUGGCCUUGGUACCUGGGUCACAUUUGGUUCUCAGAUCUCAGAUGAGACAGCAGAAGAUCUCCUGACAGUAGCCUAUGAGCACGGUGUAAACCUGUUUGACACCGCUGAAGUGUACGCGGCAGGAAAGGCUGAAAGGACCCUAGGCAACAUCCUCAAGAGCAAAGGUUGGAGGAGAUCAAGCUAUGUGAUCACCACCAAGAUUUUUUGGGGAGGACAGGCAGAAACUGAGCGUGGCUUGAGUCGCAAACACAUCAUUGAAGGCUUGCAAGGAUCCCUGGACCGCCUCCAACUGGAAUACGUUGACAUAGUAUUCGCCAAUCGUUCAGACCCUAACAGUCCUAUGGAGGAGAUUGUGAGAGCCAUGACCUAUGUCAUCAACCAGGGCCUGGCCCUAUACUGGGGGACAUCCAGAUGGAGUGCUGCAGAAAUCAUGGAAGCCUACUCCAUGGCCAGACAGUUCAAUCUGAUCCCUCCUGUGUGUGAACAAGCGGAGAACCACUUCUUCCAGAGGGAGAAGGUGGAGAUGCAGCUGCCUGAGCUCUACCACAAAAUUGGUGUGCAGACCCUUCGUCCCCCCUUUCCUGUUUCACCCAUGAUAUACGUCUCUGUUCCACACCAAAUCCUCUUGCUCUUAGGUGUUGGCUCAGUUACUUGGUCUCCCCUGGCUUGCGGCCUCAUUACUAGCAAGUAUGAUGGGCGAGUUCCGGAUACUUGCAAAUCCACCGUCAAGGGCUACCAGUGGCUCAAAGAAAAAGUGCAGAGUGAGGAAGGCAAGAAGCAACAAGCCAGAGUGAUGGACCUUCUCCCCAUCGCUCACCAGCUAGGCUGCACAGUGGCACAACUAGCUAUAGCCUGGUGUCUCCGAAGUGAGGGUGUCAGCUCAGUUUUACUGGGGGUGUCCAGCGCAGAGCAGCUGAUGGAACAUCUGGGCUCCCUACAGGUGCUGAGUCAGCUGACGCCGCAAACGGUGAUGGAAAUAGAUGCGCUCUUGGGGAACAAAUCGCAUUCCAAGAAAUAGUCCGUUCGGCACGCGGGAACCCAUCGCGGAGCGAUUGCACCCUUUGGAAAACCACUUUCCUGCAUCCUGCAAUCAGCUCCAGAUCCCCACCAACCAAACCCUGCUCCCACGCAGCACCGCGCAGAAUCAGGGUAGCCCCGCCCACCAACGAGUCCCGGCUUCGAGUAGCGAUUCGCAUGAACAAAGCCAUAUCCUUUCACCGUGGGGCACCGGCACAAGAGAGAAAGUAGAUCUCCCGCCCACCCUCUUAUCCCCUGCUCUUUCCUAGAGCUAGGCCUUCUAGCUAAUCCAGGGCAUGAGCCUUCGCCUCUCUGCCAUUUGGUCUCGCACUGCUCCGUACAUUUCUUCCCCCUAUUGCUGAAAGCCAGAAAACAUGGAACAGCUAACAGAAACAUUGAGAGUAUCUCAAAAAUGGGCCUUGAAAUGUCAUCAAGGGGGCAAGAACCUACACCGGGAACAGGGGCUUUGUAGUAUUUCUUUAAUAGAAGCCAGGCCGGCCCUGGCAGAAACUAAUUAUAAUCUUUGGAAAGCAGCCUCCUGCCUCUUGCCUCCUGCCUGGAGGUGGAGGACUUAAAUCUAGAACUAGGGUCACACUUUGUUGCUUGCAGAGAGGGGAUAAAGUUGGGAAAGACAAAUGUUGACAAAGGCAGAAAGAAAUGAGCUGGCAGUAUUGCAGAUAUGGCAAGGUGGCCCUUAGACAACAAAGUGCUUUGGGGGAUUUAGUGACACCCUUUGGGCCACCGGCAAAGAUGGGGUUGUAAAAGGUCUGGGGAAAGCCUUGGGCUUGAACUGGAUUUAGUAUGUAGCAGCUGAGGACUUCAGUCUUCCUCAUGGCAAUAAACCUAAAGCAAUAAAGAUGGCCCCUCUGCUGUAAGACUUCCCAGGGAACUGUAAAUAAAAUCUCAGCUUGAUCCUCA